Molecule: messenger RNA, 150 nt
Organism: Mycotypha africana
Lineage: Eukaryota; Fungi; Mucoromycota; Mucoromycetes; Mucorales; Mycotyphaceae
Exons: 1
Source: RefSeq, a predicted model, not a curated record
UUACUUGAAAAAGCCAUGGAUGAAAUGGAUUGCGUUUGUGAGAAGAGAGGAUACUAUAUAAUGGUAGAUAUUCACCGGCCAACAGAAAAAGGUUAUGAAAGCGUUUAUCUCCUGCCUUAUUCUCCCAGGCUUAAUCCUAUUAUCAUUUAA